CUCCGCUGUUUUAGAACAGCGCAUGCGCUGGCCGUGACGUCUCGUGACGUGACAUUUGAAAUGAGCCGGGAAAGUAGCAACUGAGGAAGACUACGAUGAAGUGAGAGCAGCUAAAUGUAAAAAUGGGCGACCUUGAGGAUAUCAGCCACCACAUUCAUGACAGAAUAACUUCUAUAAAACACAUGCUGGAUCUGUCAGUUAUUGAAUUGCCUCAAAACAAGACGAAGAAACUUGGACAAGAACUGUUUGCCCUGGAGAGACUUCUGGAGGAGUUUGAAAAAGGCGUUGACCAGCAGAAGGAGCACCUGAAGCAUCUCAAGGAACUUGAUGAGGUUUUCCAGAAGCAUCUACAGGAUGUUCAGCACAUUAAGAACAACAUCCCUCCACACAUGCCCCGGAAGAAGGGCCUGCUCAAAGGAAGCGAACCUGCAAUAAAUCAGAAAGAAGCUGUAGAGGUUCAGCCAGCAGAAAAAAAGAGCAGCAAGAGUUUUGUCAGAGAGAUGGAGUUUGUCACUAUGCCAGAGUUUGAGAGCAUCCCUCAGUACAUGAAAGGACGUGUGACAUAUGAGCAGCUCAAUGCAGCAGUGGAGAGCAUCAAUACUGCUGUAGCAGCCAAGUACAAGAUUGUCCAUCAGUCCUUGAAAACACUCAACAAUCACUCACGAAAGCUGCACCAGCGCUUUAAGGACCAAGAGACCAAAGAUACAAAAGGUCAGUAUUUUGUGGUGGAGGAUGACAUUCGUGAAUUUACCCAGAUGAAGGUGGACAAACGCUUUCAGGGGAUUCUGAACAUGCUGCGACACUGCCAGCGCCUGCGGGAGCUCCGAGGGGGAGGGCUCACCCGCUACAUGCUGCUAUGAAAAAGACGCUUUCAGUUAGUUUUUCCUUUUCUCUAGUACACUGCCAUAUUUGUAAAUGGCUUACAUAGGUAAAUGACAUUUGUUGUGAUAGGUAGACAUACCGAACAUUUAACACGCUUCUGGUAUAUAUAUAUAUGUUUGCGUACUUAAACUUCUAUGUGUAUGUUGUAUUGUCAUAUAGUGUAAUAAUAGAUACUAGUAAUAAUAAAUGGCACAUUUUCUCUUCUGUAUCAUUAUGUUGUAAUAAUGUAAUAAUAUCUUUACAUGUCUGAAAGCUUGGUUAUGAUUAAAUUGCUUUUUGUGUUUUUUUUGAGACUUCACUCAGAGAUUUAUAGCCCUUUUCCACUAGCACCUCUGCUCAGCUCCGUUUCAGUCGUUUUCCAUUACAAUUAAGUACCACCUAUUGUGCGUGAGGUCAUUACAGCAACAUUCCUGAAACUCCUGCAAUAUCAUUUGUAAGCAACACAAACAUCACAAGAAUGGAAGAUGUUGUAGCAAUAGUCGCUCUCAAGACGCUAUCAGAGCCAAAGACCACAAACCUGCCACAAGGUUAGACAAAGGGUAAUACUGUCUGCUCUGGGACUACCCCAGGGUUACCUGGUAGUGGUUUAUGAAAUAAAAAUUCUGUUCCACACUGAAAACUUUAUAUUCCAGAGGCCGCUGGAUUAAAAUGGAGGCUCUCUUUGUUGGUGCCAUGGUGAAUCCUGGUAUCAGAGCUCCAAUGGUCAUUCAUUAUCUUACUUUAAUGCGUGACUGGUAGAAUAACUCACAUGCUUAACUCUGGAAGAACACACUCCGGGUUGAUUAAAGUAAAGGUGAUCAAUCUCUUGAUACUCAGAACAGAAGUU
Haplochromis burtoni (Burton's mouthbrooder) is the source of this 1708-nucleotide messenger RNA. RefSeq names its product spindle and kinetochore associated complex subunit 1 (gene ska1). The transcript has 7 exons. Gene Ontology annotation, cellular component: outer kinetochore; spindle microtubule; mitotic spindle. The coding region runs from base 123 to 860 and encodes 245 amino acids. Gene Ontology annotation, molecular function: microtubule binding. NCBI's taxonomy places the organism in Eukaryota, Metazoa, Chordata, Actinopteri, Cichliformes, Cichlidae. Gene Ontology annotation, biological process: regulation of microtubule polymerization or depolymerization; chromosome segregation; cell division. The record is from RefSeq and is a predicted model, not a curated record.